Ochotona princeps (American pika) is the source of this 17161-nucleotide messenger RNA. It is a transcript of the gene HMCN1, whose product is annotated as hemicentin 1. Gene Ontology annotation, cellular component: plasma membrane; axon; neuronal cell body. The record is from RefSeq and is a predicted model, not a curated record. Bases 18 to 16898 code for a protein of 5626 amino acids. Gene Ontology annotation, molecular function: calcium ion binding; axon guidance receptor activity. Lineage: Eukaryota; Metazoa; Chordata; Mammalia; Lagomorpha; Ochotonidae. Gene Ontology annotation, biological process: synapse organization; homophilic cell-cell adhesion. The transcript has 107 exons.
AGAAGGCAGCCGGCGCGAUGCGCCGCGGGGAGGCGGCCGCGCUCCUGCUGGCCCUGCUGGGCUCCGCGCUCGCCCGCGAUGCGAGCCCCGAGGCCGACGCCGGCGCCAGGGACGUGCCCGAGGGCGCUUCCACGCUGGCUUUUGUGUUCGACGUGACGGGCUCCAUGUACGACGACCUCGUCCAGGUCAUCGAAGGGGCCUCCAAGAUCCUGGAGACGUCUCUGAAAAGACCCAAGAGGCCGCUCUACAACUUCGCCCUGGUGCCCUUCCACGACCCAGAAAUUGGUCCAGUGACGAUUACCACAGACCCCAAGAAAUUUCAGUUUGAACUUAGAGAACUCUAUGUUCAGGGUGGUGGUGAUUGUCCGGAAAUGAGUAUUGGGGCUAUCAAAAUUGCCUUGGAAAUUUCUCUUCCUGGCUCUUUCAUCUAUGUUUUCACUGACGCGCGGUCCAAGGAUUACCGACUCACGCAUGAGGUGCUGCAGCUCAUCCAGCAGAAGCAGUCCCAGGUGGUGUUUGUGCUCACUGGAGACUGUGACGACAGGAGUCACAUCGGGUAUAAAGUGUAUGAAGAAAUUGCCUCCACAAGCUCUGGCCAAGUGUUCCAUCUAGACAAGAAGCAAGUCAAUGAGGUGUUAAAAUGGGUAGAAGAAGCAGUGCAGGCCUCCAAAGUCCACCUCUUAUCCACGGAUCACUUGGAACAGGCUGUCAACACUUGGAAAAUCCCUUUGGAUCCCAGCCUGAGAGAGGUCACCGUGUCCCUGAGUGGUCCUUCGCCUGCGAUUGAAAUUCGCAAUCCUUUAGGGAAGCUGAUAAAAAAGGGAUUUGGCCUGAAUGAGCUGCUGAACAUCCACAACUCUGCCAGAGUGGUGAGCGUCCUAGAGCCAGCAGCUGGGAUCUGGACAGUGAAGACCUCCAGCAGUGGAAGGCACUCCGUGCGCAUCUCCGGCCUCAGCGCUCUGGAUUUCCGAGCUGGCUUUGCCCGAAAGCCCACCCUGGACUUCACCCAGACGGCCAGCAGGCCAGUGCAAGGAAUACCCACCUAUGUGCUGCUGAACACUUCGGGACUCUCUGUUCCUGCAAGAGUAGAUCACCUGGAACUUCUGAGUAUCUCGGGCAGCUCUCUAAUGACCCUUCCUGUGAAAUACUACCCAGACCGAAAGCCGUAUGGCAUAUGGAAUGUUUCUGACUUUAUCCCGCCCGAUGAAGCCUUCUUUCUCAAGGUCGCAGGCUAUGAUAAGGAUGACUACCUCUUCCAGAGAGUGUCGAGUGUUUCCUUUUCCAGCAUUGUCCCAGAUGCUCCUAAAGUCACGAUGCCCAGGAAGAGCCCAGGGUACUAUCUGCAGCCAGGCCGGAUCCCCUGCUCCGUGGAGAGUCUGUUGCCCUUCACCGUGAGCUUCGUCAGGAACGGCGUCACUCUCGGCAUAGAACAGAACUUAAAAGAACCUGCCACUGUGACCUGGGAUAUUGAGCAGGUCACGUUGGCUGACGAAGGCCCCUACGAAUGCAUCGCGGUGAGCAGCGCGGGCACUGGGCGGGCACAGACGUUUUUGGACGUGUCAGAGCCGCCUCCAGUCAUCCAGGUGCCUAAUAAUGUCACGGCUGCUCCUGGCAAGAGGGCAGUUCUGACGUGUGUGGUCAGCAGUGUGGCGGAUUACAACCUAACCUGGCAGAAGAACGGCAGAGACGUCCGGCUGGCGGAGCCGGCCCGAGCCAGCGCCUUGGCGAACCUGUCGCUGGAGCUGAGCAGUGUGAAGUCCGGCGACGCUGGCGAGUACCGCUGUGUGGUUUCCAGCGACAGUGGGUCUUCUGCUGCCUCGGUUUUCCUGACCGUGCAAGAACGACCCCGAGUGUCUGUGACACCCAGGAACCAAUCUUUCACAGGAGGGUCCGAGGUUUCCAUCAGGUGUUCUGCCACAGGUUAUCCCAGACCAGCGGUGAGCUGGACCUUCAACAGCUUGUUCAUCACGAGUUCACACAGGUACAGGACGACCUCCGAUGGUACCUUAGUCAUCAGAAACGCACUUCCCAGAGAUGCAGGCAUCUACGCUUGUCUGGCAAGUAAUUCCGCUGGAAUGGAUAAACAGACUUCCAUCCUCAGCUACGUGGAAGCCCCAGAGUUGACUGUGGUUCAGGGUGAACUCUUGGUUGCUCUCGGGGAUACGACGGUCAUGGAGUGCAAGGCUUCUGGUGUGCCACCUCCACAGGUGAAGUGGUUCAAAGGAGAUCUUGAAUUGAGGCCGUCAGCUUUCCUCAUUAUGGAUCCACUCUUGGGCCUCUUGAAGAUUCAAGAAACGCAGGAUCUGGAUGCUGGUGAUUACACGUGUGUUGCCAUCAAUGACGCUGGCAGGGCCACAGGCAGGAUAACGCUGGAUGUUGGCUCACCUCCGGUUUUCAUACAGGAACCUGCCGAUGUGUCUGUGGAACUUGGCUCGAAUGUCACGUUGCCUUGUUAUGUUCAGGGCUUCCCAGAACCCAGGAUCAAAUGGCGAAGAUCAGAUGGCGUGUCCCUCUUCUCGAGGCCGAUGUCCGUUAGCUCCAUCAGCCAACUACGAACGGGAGCACUCUCUAUUUUAAACUUAUGGGCAAGUGACAGAGGAACAUACAUUUGUGAAGCUGAAAACCAGUUUGGAAAGAUCCAGUCCCAGACGACCGUCACAGUGACAGGACUCGUUGCCCCUCUGGUUGGAAUCAGCCCUUCGGUGGCCAGUGUUGUGGAGGGCCAGCAGCUCACGCUGCCUUGUACGCUGUUGGCUGGAAAUCCCAUUCCAGAGCGUCGGUGGAUUAAGAAUUCAGCUGUGUUGGUCCAGAAUCCUUAUGUCACUGUGCGCGGCGAUGGCAGCCUCCACAUCGAAAGGGUUCGGCUUCAGGAUGGAGGGCAGUACACCUGUGUGGCCAGCAGCGUGGCCGGAUCCAGUAACAGGACGACCUCUGUGGUCGUGCAUGUCCUGCCGACCAUUCAGCAUGGGCAGCAGACACUCAGCACCAUCGAAGGCGUCCCCGUGACGCUGCCGUGCAGAGCAAGUGGCAUUCCGCAGCCCACCAUCACCUGGUCCAAGCAGGGAGAGCCUAUUGCCAUCGACGGUGCAAGGUUCUCAGCAGGGGCUGAAGGCAGUCUGUCGGUGCUGUCGCCUGGGGCCCAGGAGAGCGGGGAGUACGUGUGCACGGCCACCAACGCAGCUGGCCACGCCAGGAGGAAGGUGCAGCUCACUGUCUAUGUAAGACCCCGAGUGUUUGGAGAGCAGCGAGGACCGUCACAUGAGCAGCCCGUGGAGAUCUCCAUCCUGGCAGGGGAGGAGGCGACUCUCCCAUGUGAAGUGAAGAGCCUUCCCCCACCCGUCAUCACUUGGGCCAAGGAGACCCAGCUCAUCUCGCCUUUCUCUCCAAGACACACGUUCCUCUCCUCUGGGUCCAUGAAGAUCGCCGAGACCCGCAUGGCAGACACCGGCAUGUAUCUGUGCGUUGCCACCAACAUUGCUGGCAGCGUGACUCAGUCUGUGAAGUUAAAUGUCCAUGUGCCUCCAAAGAUACAGCGUGGCCCUAAACAUGUGAAAGUGCAGGUUGGGCAGAGUGUGAACAUACCCUGUAGUGCACAAGGGACGCCGCCUCCCGUGGUCUCCUGGGUGAAGGAGGGAAGGAGUGUGCCUCUGGAUGGGGUGUGGCCCCUCAGCCGGCCUGACGGAACUCUGAGCUUUGACCGUGCCACGCUGUCCGACGCCGGCCUUUACACCUGUGUGGCCACGAACAUAGCAGGCAGUGAUGAAGUGGAGACGACGCUGCUUGUCCAAGAGCCGCCCACAGUGGAAGUUCUGGAGCCUCCAUUUAACACUCCAUUCCAAGAAAGGGUGGCCAAUCAACGCAUUGCAUUUCCAUGUCCUGCAAAAGGCACACCUAAGCCCACCAUCACAUGGCUACACAAUGGCCAACAGCUGACUGGCAGAGAGCCUGGCAUUUCAAUCCUGGAAGGCGGUGCAUUGUUGGUGAUUGCAUCUGUUGCACCCUCUGAUCGUGGCGACUACAUCUGUGUAGCAGUCAGUGAAGCCGGAGCCACAGAGAGGAAAUACAACCUCCAAGUCCAUGUUCCUCCUGUAAUUAAAGAGAAAGAGCAAGUGGCCAACCUGUCGGUGCUGGUGAGUCAGCUGACCAGCCUGUCCUGUGAGGCGGAAGGAGCGCCGCCCCCCAUGGUGAUGUGGUAUAAAGAUGGCGUCCUGGUGACUGAGAGCAGCACCGUUCGGACCACGAACAACGGGAGGACGCUGAAGCUGCUCACGGCCACGGCUGAGGACACGGGGCGCUAUUCCUGCAAGGCGGUGAACGUGGCAGGCACUUCUCAGAAGGACUUUAACAUCAAUGUGCUCGUUCCACCCAGCGUGACAGGUGCCAGCUCCACAGAUGAUGUCACUGUCAUCCUCAGCCACAAUGUCACCCUCGAAUGUCUGGUCACAGGGACUCCCUUUCCCGACAUUCACUGGUUCAAAGAUGGCAAGCCUUUGUUUUUGGAGGAUCCUAAUAUUGAACUUGUGGACAGAGGACAAAUCUUACAUGUGAAGAACGCACGGAGAAGUGACAAGGGACGCUACCAGUGCGCCGUGUCCAAUGCAGCCGGCAAACAGGUCAAGGAGAUGAAGCUGUCUGUCUACCUUCCACCCAGUAUUAAGGGAGGCAACAUCACGAGAGUAUCAGCAUUGAUCAACAGUGUUAUUAAGCUGGAAUGUGAGACGCGAGGACUUCCUGUGCCCACAGUCACUUGGUAUAAGGACAGCCAGCCAGUCUCAGCCAGUUCACAAGGGCAGCUUCUUCAUAUUCCUCGAGCACAAGCUUCUGAUUCAGCUACAUACACAUGCCGUGUGUCCAAUGUGGCUGGAACUGCUGAGAAAUCAUUCCAUGUGGAGGUCUACGUUCCUCCAGUGAUUGAAGGCGCCUCGGCCACACCUGUGAGCAAGCAAGUGCUUCUUGCUCGUUCCCUGACGCUGGAGUGCAAGGCUUCUGGCAGCCCUCCUCCAGCUCUCACCUGGCUGAAAGACGGGGCCCCCGUGAGAGCCAGUGACAACGUCCACGUCGAAGCCGGUGGGCAGAGGCUGAAGCUCCUGAGUGCCGCGGAGCUGGACCGGGGCCAGUACGUGUGCUUGGCUUCCAGUGUGGCAGGAGAGAAGCAAAUCAAGUAUGAAGUUGCUGUCCUAGUGCCUCCAACUGUGGAAGGAGGAGAGGAGACCUCUUACUUCAUUGUGAUCAUUGACAACUUACUGGAACUGGACUGCCCAGUGACAGCAGGCUCUCCCCCACCCACUAUCACGUGGCUGAAGGAUGGUCAGCUAAUUGAUGAAAGCGAUGGAUUCAGAAUUUUACUAGAUGGACGUAAACUGGCUAUUACUCAGGCUCAGGUGUCGGACACUGGCCUUUACCGGUGUGUGGCAACAAACGCUGCUGGAGACCACGGGAAGGCAUUUGAAGUGACUGUUCAUGUUCCCCCGACAAUCAAGUCCUCUGGUGUUCCAGAGAGAACCGUGCUGAAGCACAGGGCUGUCACCUUGCAGUGCGUAGCCAACGGCGUUCCGCAGCCCUCGCUGACGUGGCUCAAAGAUGACCAGCCUGUGAGCACCGCCCAAGGAAGCCUCCAGAUACAGUCUUCUGGUCGGGUCCUGCACAUUGCCCAGACGCUGCUGGAAGAUGCUGGCCGGUACACGUGCGUGGCCACCAACGCGGCUGGAGACACUCAGCAGCACUUCCAGCUGCGUGUGCACGAGCCGCCCAGCCUGGAGGAGGCAGGACGGAUGUUGAACGAGACCGUGGUGGUGAACAGUGCUGUGCAGCUCGAGUGCUCGGCGGCCGGACACCCCUCGCCUGUGAUCACGUGGUUCAAAGACAACCGCCCCCUCUCAGGUGCCACCAGCGUCACCUUCUUGGACCGGGGGCGGGUGGUCGACAUUGAGAGUGCACAGGUCUCAGACUCUGGAGUGUACAAGUGCGUGGCCGUCAACUCAGCCGGCGCCACAGAGCUGUUUUAUAACCUGCAAGUUCACGUGCCCCCAUCAAUUUCUGGCAGCCACAGUAUGGUGGCAGUGGUGGUGAAUGAUCCGGUGAGACUGGAGUGUGAAGCCAGGGGUAUCCCUGCCCCGAGCGUGACCUGGCUGAAGGAUGGGAGUCCUGUCUCCAGCUUUGCUAAUGGAAUACAGGUUCUUUCUGGGGGUCGCAUCUUCGCCUUGGCUAGCGCACAAGUCAGUGACUCUGGGAAGUACACCUGUGUGGCAGUGAAUGCUGCUGGCGAGAGUCAACAGGACAUUGACCUCCGAGUGCAUGUUCCACCAAACAUUGUGGGAGAAGAGCAGAAUAUCUCUGUGCUGGUCAGCCAAGCCGUGGAGUUGCUCUGCAGAAGUGAUGCUGUCCCCCCACCCACUCUCACGUGGCUGAAAGACGGGCGCCCCCUGCUGAGGAGGCCAGGCCUCACUGUGUCUGAGAAUGGAAGCGUGCUGAAGCUUGCAGACGCUCAGGCUCCGGACGCAGGUCGCUACACUUGUGAGGCUGCAAAUGUUGCUGGGAAAACGGAAAAGAACUACAACGUCAACGUUUGGGUACCACCAAAUAUUUAUGGCUCUAAGGAACUUGCGCAACUUACAGUCAUUGAAGGGAAUCUUGCGAGUCUGUUGUGUGAAUCAAGUGGUAUCCCACCCGCAAACAUUGUCUGGAAGAAGAACGGCUCCCCUGUGUUGCCUGACUCCUUGGGGCGAGUCCGGAUUUUAUCUGGAGGCAGACAGUUGCAAAUUUCAGUGGCUGAAAAAUCUGACGCAGGACUCUAUACAUGUGUGGCAUCAAAUGCUGCUGGAACAGCGAAGGAAGACUACACUCUGCAAGUGUACAUUCGACCAGCCAUCGUGGGCAGUGGCAGCCACCCUACUGAGAUUGUGGUGACGCGAGGGAAGGGCAUUUCCUUGGAGUGUGCGGUGCAGGGGUUUCCUCCACCCAUGGUGACCUGGAUGAAGGACGGCCGGCCCUUGACCAAGGGAAGGGACGUGGAAGUCCUGGAUGAGGGUCGCACGCUGCAGCUGAAGGACGCUCACGUGUCUGACACAGGCCGUUACGUGUGUGUGGCAACGAAUGAAGCAGGGAUGGCUGACAGAAAAUAUGACUUAAGUGUUCAUGCACCACCAAGCUUUAUAGGGAACCAGGGGGCAGCUGAAAACAUCAGUGUGGUGGAAAAGAGCCCGGUGUCCCUGACCUGCGAGGCUUCAGGAAUCCCUCUGCCCUCAGUGACCUGGCUCAAGGACGGCUGGCCCGUCAGCCUCAGCGCCUCCGCCAGGAUCCUCUCAGGAGGCAGGACACUCCGGCUGACGCAGACCAGGGUCGAGGACACGGGCCAGUACACAUGCGUCGUCAGGAAUGCAGCGGGCGAAGGAAGAAAACUCUUUGGACUUUCAGUACUGGUUCCACCUCACAUUGUAGGUGACAGUCCCCUGGAAGCUGUGACAGUGAAAGAGAAGCACAGUGUGACACUGACCUGUGAGGUGACAGGGCAUCCAGUGCCCAACGUCACGUGGCACAGAGACGGACAGCUGCUGCAGGAGGACGGAGCCCAUCGCCUUUUGUCCGGUGGCCGUUUUCUGCAGAUCAGCAGUGCCCAAGUGUCGCACGCUGGACGAUACACAUGCCUGGCGUCCAAUCCAGCUGGGGACAAGAGCAAGAGUUUCAGCCUGACUGUAUUUGUUUCUCCAACAAUCGCCGGCGUGGGCAGUGACAGCAGCCCGGAAGACGUCACUGUUGUCCUUCACAGCCCCACGUCUCUGGCCUGCGAGGCCUACUCCUACCCUCCAGCUACCAUCACGUGGUCUAAGGGGGGCGUGCCUUUGGAGUCUAACCAACACGUUCGGAUUCUCCCAGGGGGACGAACACUGCAGAUCCCAAAUGUGCGGGAGGACGAUGCUGGGAGGUACUCGUGUGUGGCCACUAACGAGGCUGGCGAGAUGGCCAAGCACUACGAACUGAAGGUCUACAUUCCACCCGUAAUCAGUAAAGGGGACCUCUGGGGACCAGGCAUUUACCCGAAAGAAGUGAACAUCAAAGUCAACAACACGCUGACCUUGGAAUGCGAAGCCUACGCGGUUCCUUCUGCCUCGCUCAGCUGGUACAAGGAUGGACAGGCCCUGAAGCCAGAUGAUCACGUGAGCAUCGGUGCUAAGGGACACACGCUCCAAAUAAAGGAAGUUCAGAUAUCAGACACUGGGCGCUACACCUGUGUGGCAUCCAACAUCGCUGGUGAUGAUGAGCUGGACUUCGAUGUGAAUAUACAAGUUCCUCCAAGUUUCCAGAAACUCUGGGAAGUAGGCAACAUGCUGGACACGGGUAGGAGUGGUGAAGCCAAAGACGUGAUCCUCAACAACCCCAUUUCUCUUUACUGCGAGACAAAUGCUGCGCCACCACCCACUCUGACAUGGUACAAAGAUGGCCAUCCUCUGAGCUCCAGUGAUAAAGUGUUGAUUUUACCAGGAGGCCGUGUGCUGCAGAUCCCCCGGGCUGCUGUGGGUGACGCCGGAAGAUACAUGUGCGUGGCUGUCAAUGAGGCCGGGGAGGACUCCCUCCAGUAUGAUGUCCGCAUCCUUGUGCCCCCCGUUAUCAAGGGAGCCAGCAGCGAUCUCCCCGAAGAGGUCACCGUGCUGACCAACAGGAGCGGGCGCAUGGAGUGCCUGCCCAGUGGCAGCCCGGUGCCAAAGAUUUUCUGGCACAAGGACAGCCAGCCUCUGCCUCUAGACGAUCGUCACAAAUUCCUGUCUAAUGGAAGAAUUCUACAGAUUGAAAAUACUCAGAUAGCAGAUAUCGGCAGGUACAUGUGUGUCGCUGAGAACACAGCCGGAACUGCCCAAAAAUACUUUAACCUCAAUGUCCAUGUUCCUCCAAGUGUCAUCGGUCCUAACCCUGAAAAUCUUACUGUUGUGAUGAACAAUUUCAUCUCUUUGACCUGUGAGGUCACUGGUUUUCCACCCCCUGAUCUCACCUGGCUCAGGAAUGAACAACCCAUCAAGCCAAACACAAAUGUGCUGGUCGUGCCUGGUGGUCGCACACUGCAGAUUGUUCGAGCCAAGGUUUCUGAUGGUGGUGAAUAUACUUGUGUUGCUGUCAACCCUGCUGGCGAAAGCAAGAAGAAAGUUUCUCUGACUGUGUAUGUGCCCCCGAGCAUUAAGGACCACGGCCGAGAUGCUCUUUCCACAGUGACAGUGAGAGAGGGGUCCUCUGUGUCCCUGGAGUGUGAAUCCAGCGCCGUCCCACCUCCUCUCAUCACGUGGUACAAGAGUGGGCGGAUGGUGGCCGAGUCUCAGCAUGUACAGCUUCUAGCUGACAGAAAGAUACUGCACAUCAAGAAGGCUGAGGUGUCUGACACAGGCCAGUAUGUAUGUAGAGCUAUAAAUGUAGCAGGACGAGAUGAUAAAAAUUUCCACCUCAAUGUUUAUGUACCACCCAGUAUCGAAGGACCUGAGAGAGAAGUGGUUGUGGAGACCAUCAGCAAUCCCGUGACCUUGACGUGUGAUGCCACUGGAAUCCCACCUCCCACUGUAGUGUGGCUGAAGAAUGACAGGCCUAUAGAAAAUUUCAAUUCACUUGAAGUUCAUAUUUUGUCUGGAGGUGGGAAACUUCAGAUUUCCCGGUCUCAGCAUUCAGAUGGUGGGAAUUACACCUGCGUUGCCUCAAACCUGGAGGGAAAGGCACAGAAAAGCUACAUUCUUUCCAUUCAAGUUCCUCCAAGCAUCGCUGGUGCUGAGAUGCCGAGUGAAGUCAGUGUCCUUCUAGGGGAAGAUGUUGAGCUGCUCUGCAAGGCACACGGUGUCCCCACCCCACUUCUUCGGUGGCUGAGGGACGGGAAGCCUGUAGCUAGUGGGGAAGCAGGAAGAAUUCGGGUGACUGCCCAUGGCAGCAUGCUGAGCAUUGAUGGCGCACUCACCUCCGACGUGGGGAAGUACACGUGCGUGGCUACCAAUCCUGCUGGGGAGGAAGAGCGAGUGUUUAACUUGAACGUCUAUGUUCCGCCAACAAUUAGGGGCAAUAAAGGAGCAACGGAGACGCUCGUGGCGCUCGUGGACACGGCGGUGAACGUGGAGUGCCGGGCCUCGGGGGCGCCUGCCCCCCAGAUAAGCUGGCUGAAGGGCGGGCUGCCGCUGCUGCUCUCCUCUCGGGUUCGCUUGCUGUCCGCAGGGCAGGUUGUCAGGAUCGUGAGGGCCCAGGUGUCGGAUGCUGCUGUGUACACGUGUGUGGCCGCCAACCGAGCCGGGGUUGACAAGAAACACUACAGCCUGCAGGUGUUCGCACCACCAAGCAUAGACAAUGCCAUGGGGAGAGAGGAAGUGACAGUUGUGAGCGGCAGCCCCACCUCUCUGUCGUGCUUUGCUCAUGGAACCCCGGCGCCCCGUGUGUCCUGGCUUAAGGAGGGUCUGCCACUGGGGCUGGAUACCCACAUGACCUUCCGCUCCGAAGCCAUGGUCCUUCAGCUGCUGGAAGCAGAGACCCAGGACUCAGGAAGGUACACCUGCCUGGCCUCCAAUGAGGCUGGAGAGGUCAGCAAGCACUUCGACCUGAAGGUCCUAGAACCACCUCACAUUAAUGGAUCCAGAGAACCUGGAGAGGUAUCAGUAAUUGUCGGUAACCCACUUGAGCUUUCCUGCACCGCUUCUGGAAUCCCAGUCCCUAAGAUUACCUGGAUGAAGGAUGGCAGGCCCCUUCUACAUACGGAGCAGGUGCAAGCUCUAACGGGAGGUGAAGUUCUGCGCAUAACAAGUGCUCAGGUAGAGGACACAGGAAGAUACACGUGUCUGGCGUCCAGUCCUGCGGGAGAUGAUGACAAGGAAUACUUAGUGAGAGUGCAUGUGCCCCCUCACAUUGCUGGAGCGGAUGAACCUCAGGAUUUCACCGUGUCGCGCAACAGGCAAGUGACACUGGAGUGCAAGUCAGACGCAGUGCCCCCACCUGUUAUUAUGUGGCUGAAAAAUGGAGAACACGUGCAGGCAUCACCUCGCAUCCGAAUCCUUUCUGGAGGGAGAUACUUGCAGAUAAACAACGCAGAUCUGGGAGAUGCAGCCAAUUAUACUUGUGUUGCCAGCAACAUUGCAGGAAGGAAGACAAGAGAAUUUACUCUUACUGUGAAUGUUCCUCCAAACAUAAAGGGUGGUCCCCAGAGUCUUGUCACUCUCUUAAAUAUGUCAACUGUGUUGGAAUGCUCUGCUGACGGUGUGCCAAUCCCACGGAUAACAUGGAGAAAAGAUGGAGCCCUUCUACCUGGGAAUCAGGCAAGGUACUCGGUCUUGGAGAAUGGAUUCCUUCGGAUCCAAUCAGCACAGGUCGCCGACACAGGCCGAUACCUGUGCAUGGCCAACAAUGCUGCCGGAACAGACCGCAGGCGCAUUGACAUGCAGGUCCACGUUCCUCCAUCAAUUGCUGUGGGCCCUGCCAACAUCACCGCAACCGUGAAUGUCCAGACAACACUGGCUUGUGAGGCGGCUGGCGUGCCAAAGCCAUCCAUUGAGUGGAGGAAAGAUGGACAUCUUCUUAAUGUGGAUCAGAAUCAGAGUUCAUACAGGCUCCUUUCUUCUGGUUCGUUGGUGAUCAUUUCCCCUUCUGUGGAUGACACUGCGACCUAUGAGUGCACUGUGACCAACGAUGCUGGCGAAGAUAAGAGAGCCGUGGGUCUCAUUGUCCAAGUCCCGCCAUCCGUCGCAGAUGAGUCCACAGACAUCCUGGUAACCACGGGCGCCCCAGCAGUGCUGCCAUGCUCUGCCACUGGAGUUCCCGCUCCUUCCGUCCACUGGACCAGAAAUGGCAUCAGGCUGCUUCCCAGGGGAGAAAGCUACCGGGUUCUGUCCUCAGGAGCAAUUGAAAUAUUUGCCACCCAGCUCAGUCACGCGGGCAGAUACACCUGCAUGGCGAGGAACGCAGCUGGCUCUGCACACCGUCAUGUGACCCUUCGUGUCCAGGAGCCUCCCGUCAUUCGGCCGCAGCCCAGCGAGGUAGACGUCGUCCUCAACAACCCCGUCCUGCUGCCGUGUGACACAGCGGGGACACCCAGCCCUCUCAUCACGUGGCAGAAAGAUGGCAUCAACGCCGUGAGUUCAGGCCACAGCCGCGCCGUGCUGCCCGGUGGCGGCCUGCAGAUCGCCGGAGCUGCCCGGGAGGAUGCAGGUGUGUACCUGUGCGUGGCUCAGAACCCCGCCGGGACUGCCGUGGGCAAAGUCAAGCUGAACGUCCAAGUGCCUCCUGUCAUCAGCGCUCAGCCACUGGAGCACAUCACUGCCGUGGAUAAGCCUGUCUCCCUGCCCUGUGAGGCCGACGGCCUGCCGCGACCUGACAUCACCUGGCUCCGAGGCGGCCAGCUGAUAGUGGAGUCAUUGCGCCUGCGCAUCCUCAACUCGGGGACUCUGCACAUAGCCUUCGCUCAGCCUGGUGAUGCUGGACAGUACACAUGUACGGCUGCCAACGUGGCCGGAUCCAGCAGCAGGAGCACCACACUCACUGUGCACGUACCACCCAGGAUCCGAAGUACAGAGGAGCACUACACGGUCAGUGAGAACUCCAGAGCUGUCCUGGCGUGUGAGGCCGACGGGAUACCCACGCCAACCAUCAGCUGGAAGAAAGACAAUGUUCCUUUGGCUAACUUGUUAGGAAAAUACACAGCCGAACCAUAUGGACGACUCAUUUUGGAGAAUGCCGUGUUGGAGGAUUCCGGCGUCUACACCUGCACAGCCAGCAACGCUGCAGGUGAAGAUACGCACCCUGUCAGCCUGGCUGUGCACGUCCUCCCCACUUUCACCGAACUCCCUGGAGAUGUGUCGUUAAAUAAGGGAGAACAGCUCCGACUGAGCUGUACAGCAACUGGCGUCCCAUUGCCCAAGCUGACAUGGACCUUCAAUAACAAUGUUAUCCCAGCCCACUUCGACAGCGCCCGGGGGCACAGUGAGCUCCUUGUGGAGCGCGUGGCCAAAGCGGACUCGGGGACUUACGUGUGCACGGCCGAGAACAGCGUGGGCCUUGUGAAGGCCAUCGGGUCUGUUUACGUGAAGGAACCUCCCGUCUUCAAAGGUGAGUACCCUUCUAACUGGAUCCAGCCGCUUGGAGGUAAUGCUAUCCUGGAUUGUGAGGUGAGGGGAGAUCCUGCCCCAACCAUCCAGUGGAACAGGAAGGGCGUGGAGAUCGAGACCAGCCACAGGAUCCGGCAGCUGGGCAAUGGCUCCCUGGCCAUCUACGGCACCGUGAAUGAAGAUGCCGGUGACUACACUUGUGUGGCCGCCAAUGACGCCGGCGUGGUGGAGCGCAGCGUGAGCCUGACUCUGCAAAGUGCUCCUGUUAUCACUCUUGAGCCCGUGGAAACUGUCAUUAAUGCCGGUGACAAAGUCACACUGAACUGCCAGGCAGCUGGAGAGCCCCGUCCGACUAUCACAUGGUCCCGGCAGGGGCAGUCUAUUGCCUGGGACAGCCGGGUUCAGGUGUUCUCCAACGGCUCGUUGUAUAUUGCUGCUGCUCAGAAGGAAGACACCUCCGAGUAUGAGUGUGUGGCUCGAAACCUGCUGGGUUCCGUCCUCAUCCGGGUGCCAGUCGUGGUUCAGGUUCAUGGUGGCUUUUCCCAGUGGUCCAUGUGGAGAGCCUGCAGUGCCACCUGUGGGAAAGGCAUCCAGAAGAGGAGUCGUCUGUGCAACAACCCCGUUCCAGCCAACGGAGGGAGGCUCUGCCAGGGUGUGGACUCGGACACACGGAGCUGUCAGAACAAGCAGUGUCCAGUGGAUGGCCACUGGUCAGAGUGGAGUCUCUGGGAAGAGUGCACGAGGAGCUGUGGGCACGGCAACCGGAGCAGGACCAGAACCUGCAGUGAUCCACCAGCUCAGCAUGGCGGGCGGCCGUGUGAGGGCAGAGCUGUGCAAACAGUCAUGUGCAGCGUUAGGCCCUGCCCAGUUCACGGAGCCUGGAGCCCUUGGCAGCCCUGGGGUACAUGCAGCUCAAGCUGUGGGAAAGGAACCCAGACAAGAAGCAGGCUCUGCGACAGCCCGCCACCCGCCUUCAGUGGCUCCCCCUGCGAUGGGGCAGAGACUCAGCUGCAGGUCUGCAGGGAAAGACCCUGUCCAGUUGAUGGCAAGUGGGCAGUGUGGACGAGCUGGAGUGCCUGUACUGUGUCCUGCGGUGGAGGUGCCAGGCAGAGGAGGCGGCACUGCACUGACCCCGCCCCCCAGCAUGGCGGCCACGGAUGUGAGGGCGCUGACCUGCAGAGUGCCUUUUGCAAUGGUGACCCAUGUCCAAUGCAUGGUAAUUGGAGCCCCUGGAGUGCCUGGGGAGCAUGCAGCCGGACAUGUAAUGGAGGGCAGAUGCGACGCUACCGCACAUGUGACAACCCACGUCCCUCCCACGGGGGGCGAGCUUGUGGAGGGCCAGACUCCCAGGUGCAGAGAUGCAAUGCCAACAUGUGUCCCGUGGAUGGAAGUUGGGGACACUGGCACAGGUGGAGCCAGUGCUCUGCCUCUUGUGGAGGAGGUGAGAAGACUCGGAGACGGCUCUGCGACAGUCCAGCGCCAUCGCAAGGUGGCCGUUCCUGUGCAGGGGAUGCCACCCAGGUGUCCAGGUGCAAUUCUCAGGCGUGUCCAGGUGGGCCCCAGCGAGCCAGAGGAAGUGUUAUUGGAAGUAUUAACGACGUUGAAUUUGGAGUUGCUUUGCUUAAUGCCACGGUGACAGAUAGCCCUUAUUCAGAUACUAGAAUUAUCCAUGCUAACAUUGCCAAUGUGCCUCGCAGUCUGGGUCCAGCAAUGAAAAAGAUCGUUUCUCUUCUGAACCCCAUUUACUGGACAGCAGCGAAGGAGAUAGGAGAAGCCGUGAAUGGCUUCACCCUGACGAACGCAGUGUUCAAAAGGGAGACCCAGGUGGAGUUUGCAACUGGAGAAGUCCUGCGAAUGACCCACAUUGCCCGGGGCCUGGAUCCCGAUGGCGCUUUGCUGCUGGACAUCAUUGUGAGCGGCUACAUCCUGCAGCUCCCGUCGCCCAUGGACGUCAGCAUCAAGGAUUACACGGAGGACUACAUCCAGACCGGCCCCGGGCAGCUGCAUGCGCGCUCCACGCGGCUCUUCACCGUCGACGGCGUCAGCAUUCCGUACACCUGGAACCACAGCGUGCUCUAUGACGAGGCUCACGGAAGGAUGCCUUUCUUGGUCGAAACGCUUCACGCAUCCUCCGUGGAAUCCGACUAUAAUCAGUUAGAGGAGACGCUGGGAUUUAAAAUCCAUGCUUCGAUUUCCAAAGGUGAACGCAGCAAUCAAUGCCCGUCCGGGUUCAGCUUAGACCCUCUUGGACCCUUUUGUGCCGAUACAGACGAGUGCACAACGGGGAAGCCUUGCUCCCACACCUGCCACAACGCCAUGGGGACCUACUACUGCUCCUGCCCCGAGGGCCUCACCAUUGCUGCAGAUGGAAGAACCUGUCAAGACAUCAACGAGUGUGCUCUGGGUGGACAUGCCUGCCGUGCCGGCCAGGACUGUGACAACACCAUCGGGUCCUAUCGUUGUGUGGUCCACUGCGGGAUUGGCUUUCGGAGGACCUCUGAUGGGCUGAAUUGCCAAGAUAUUAACGAAUGUCAAGAAUCCAGCCCUUGUCAGCAGCGCUGUUUCAAUGCCAUCGGCAGCUUCCACUGUGGGUGUGAGCCUGGAUAUCAACUCAGAGGCAGAAAAUGCGUGGAUGUGAACGAGUGCAGACAGGCUGUGUGCCGACCGGAUCAGCUCUGCAGGAACACCCGUGGUGGCUACAAGUGCAUCGACCUUUGCCCCAGCGGAAUGACCAAAGCGGAAAAUGGAACUUGUAUUGAUGUUGAUGAAUGCAAAGAUGGGACUCAUCAGUGCAGAUAUAAUCAGAUAUGUGAGAACACGAGAGGCAGCCACCGUUGCGUAUGCCCGAGAGGUUACCGGUCCCAAGGAGCUGGAAGACCCUGUGUGGACAUUAAUGAAUGCGAACAAGUACCUAAACCCUGUGCACAUCAGUGCUCCAACACCCCCGGCAGCUUCGAGUGCAUCUGCCCCCCGGGACACCAUCUGUUAGGGGACGGGAAGUCUUGCGCUGGAUUGGAGAGGCUGCCCAGUUCUGGUGCUCAGUACAGUAGCUCUCCCCUGGCCUGGUCCUGGCCCGUGAGGAGCAGCCAGCAGCUGCAGCGUUACAGGCACAGCUCUCAGCUCCGCAGCAGCUCCUCAGAGUCAGGCGACAGCAGAGCAGCUCCUGCCAGGACUAGACGGACUGGUGGGAACAGCUGUCCCGCGGGCACCACAGCGAGCUGGAACACCUGUGUAGAUAUUGAUGAGUGUGAAACCAGAGACAUCUGCCAGCAUGCAUGUAAAAAUACUUUUGGAAGCUACCAGUGCACCUGCCCACCUGGUUAUCAGCUCAUGCUCAAUGGAAAAACAUGCCAAGAUGUGGAUGAGUGUCAGGAGCAGAGCAUGCGCUGUGGGCCCAACCGCAUGUGCUUCAACACCAGAGGAAGCCACCAGUGCAUCGACACGCCCUGUCCCCCCGGCUACCAGCGGGAUCCUGUUUCAGGGUUCUGCCUCAAGAGCUGCCCGCCCAAUGACCUGGAGUGCGCCUUGAGUCCUUAUGCCUUACAGUACAAGCUUGUCUCCCUCCCCUUUGGAAUAGCUGCCCAUCAAGAUCUGAUCCGGCUGGUGGCCUACACGCAGCAGGGCGUGCUGCACCCCAGGACAACAUUCCUCAUGGUAGAUGAGGAGCAGGCCGUUCCUUUUGCCUUAAGAGAGGAAAACCUAAAGGGGGUGGUGUACACGACCCGGCCCCUGCGAGAGCCAGAGACCUACCGCAUGAGGGUGCGUGCCCUCUCCCACAGCGCCAACGGGACCCUGGAAUACCAGACCACAUUCAUUGUCUACAUAGCUGUGUCUGCCUACCCAUACUGAGCAACCCCACAAGCCUAGCGCACGUUAACCCCGGCGGCCAAGGCCCUUCCAGAGGACUCUUGCACAGGUCUAAUCUUGGCAACUGGAAAAUGGUGCUAUCAUCUGUUGGGUGUGCCUUCCGGGGACCACCCGGGUCUCUCACGGUCCCACCAUGAGAAUCCUCUAGUAAGGUCUGGAAAAGCCCUUUCUGCUUGUCUUUAUUUAUUUCACUGAAGCAGUAACUUCCCUCAGAUUCCUCUGAGCACCCCACAGGACACAUGAGU